CAACUACGCUGGUGUCCACUCGAGGAAGGAGUGGGACAGGAGAGAAAAGAUCCGCGAGACGAAGUUUGUUCGUCGGAUCGGAUCGGAGCGGGCGGCACGAAGAGGCUGGAGACGAGCGAGCAAAGGAGGAAGGACGGUUCGUGGGAAAGAGAGGAACGGUUAGUCUAUGGUCCAGCGAGUCCGCGGUAAAAAAGAAAUGAGCUGAAACGAAGCUUGUGGUCUCUCGGCAACUCGUGGCCAGUUUCAGCCGCGGCGCUCGACCGUCAAGCUCGCGAUCUCUCGUUGGAACGGCCGACACUGUCGCUUUCUUCGAGAUGCGAACAUCGCCGCAGUUGUCUUCCGUCGAAUCGAAUUCGAACUUCUCGACCAGCGAUGCUCUCGUCUGCUCGCUGAGCUUUUGACGCCCCGCUGCCAGUGUGUAUACUUCCGCGAGUUCUUGUUCCUCAUUUAAUUGUCAGUGACACUGAAAGCAUAAAAGUUGGAUCGUUCGGAGACUGUUUUCGGUGAUUGGGAAAUUGAGCGCAGCGAACCCGGUCUGUUCCAGUUCUGCUCGAUGCCCUCGAACUGAAGAGUAUCUUUGAUAAGUCCACGAACGGGUUCUAUCGUUAUGCUCGAUCGCGUUCAUUGAACAACGUCUCGAGAAUACGAAGUGCAGCUUCGCUAACAGUAUGAUCUAUCAACCAAACCAUCAGUCACCGACGAUGUCGUCCACGAGGAAGACGUCACCGCGGCCUCAACGACGAAGCUUGCAGGCAUCGUCGGGGAAAUGCGCGAAUGCGAAAGCGAAACGAGGAGGCGACAGGACUGGGAACGAGGAACGAUGCAGGGGAAGGUGCAGAGUGCAGUGGAGCGAGAAACACGUGAAGGAAGGGUUGGUUCUCGUUCAAGAGACACAGCUGGCCAGAGUGGUUAAGACAGGACCCAUCACGGAACAUUACGAGAUCGAUCCAAAGCCGUUUGCCAACGGACAAUGGGCGAAAGUGUAUCGGUGCCGAUCUCGGUCGACCGGCAUCCUCUAUGCCGCAAAGUACUCCUCGAGAAACCGAUUUAACGCGGACUGUAGCGCUGAACUGAGACACGAGAUCGCUCUGCUGUCCCUCUGCUCGCAAUCGCACCGGGUCGUUCGGUUGCACGACGUGUACGAGACGCCGAAGGAAAUUAUUCUCGUGAUGGAAUAUGCUCCUGGUGGAGAUCUGCAAACGCUUAUUGACGGUGAUUUGGUGCCCCUCGAAGGUGACGUGGUACACUUUGUGCGGCAGCUAGUAGAAGGACUUGCCUACCUCCACGAGAGAAAUAUCGCCCAUUUGGACAUCAAGCCCCAGAAUUUGGUAAUGAUGGGCAGUUUCCCACAGUGCGACGUGAAACUGUGCGACUUCGAGAUCUCGAGAGUGAUCUUAGAAGGGACGGAGGUUCGUGAGAUUCUCGGGACACCGGAUUACGUGGCACCAGAAAUUCUCCACUAUGAUCCUAUCACAUUGGCCGCUGAUAUGUGGUCUCUGGGCGUAACCACGUAUGUUCUUUUAACGGGAUUCUCUCCUUUCGGUGGCGAAACCGAUCAAGAAACCUUUCAGAACAUAUCCUUAGGCGAAGUAGAUUUUCCCGAGGAAUUAUUCGGCGAUAUUUCGGCGCAGGCAAAGGAUUUCGUUGCCAAGCUUUUGGUGCUGGACCCAAGUGCACGAAUGACCGCGAAACAAUGCCUGCGUCACGAUUGGCUACGCGGCGCACCUACACAAGCGUCGCCGCAUCUCAGAAGAUACCUAUCGAAAUCGAGGGAAGUACUACUUGAGAGGGUUGUCAGCCGGGAGAAUCUAAGAAGAGCGGCGCUUUUAAGUCAGGCUAGCAGCCAAGCGAAUCUCUCGAGCGACGUACACGAAUCGAAUCAUAGCGAUCACAGCUUGCAAGAUUGUUCGCUGAGUCAAAGCGAGAUGUGCCUGAGUCACCGUCUCACUAGAAGCCGAUCCAGCCUCGAGGGUAGCGAAGACUUUCCAAGUCCGGCCAAUUCUCGGACGAGCUUGAACUCGUCCAGGACCAACUUGAGCUGCGCGAGUCAGAGUUGUUUGCUGAACAAAGAACAGACGCAGGGCUUGCUGAGUCGGGCACAGAGUAGAUCGCAGGCAAAUUUGAAUCAUGGCCUCAGCCGAGGACUCCUGUCUAGAAUACGAAGCCUGAAUCGAAUUCAGUCACAGGCUUGUUUGCUCAACGGAAACUCCUCGGCAACCUCGAUUUCGUUGCAACCGCGUAUGACAAUAAAUCCUGUAAUUAGCAAGUCGCGCGAGAAACUGUACGGGCUGAGAUCGUUGUCAAAGUCCCAAGGGGUUUUGAACAUAUACAGAAGCCUCGAGUGCCUUAGACGUAGAAAGAACAGCUACCAACGAGCAAAAACCGAGGAUAUGCUACCCAUUUUCAAGCGAUUAGGUGCUGAAAUCGAUGCGUCGAGCGAACCGAAUGCAUCGGUUGCAGUCACGUGUGAUAUCAAUGAUCGCGUAUCUUACGAUGAUAUUACAAGUUCAAUCGAAACUAAAAGGAACGUCGAAGAAGAUAAAUGCAACACCGAGGCAAAAGUGCCACAGUUGGAGAUAAACGCGAACGAAGUUAAUAAUCAAACAUUCGAUGUACAGUUGAGGAACGAAAUUACAAACAAUUUGGAAGUGUCGAGGACACGAGCUUCCGAAUCAGAAGAGAAUUUAGAUUCACUAAAAUCAAUCGAAUCGGACACGUUGACUGAGGACUCAGAUGAAACACCGAUAAAUCGUGAGACGGAACUGAAUCUCAUAUCUGGGAAACGACCCUGCGAACGACAGCACUCCGAUGCUUCAAGCCAUUCAAAUAACUCAGGGACGUCUGAUGACAAAGAGGACCGAUCAACGGAAUCCGAAAACGAGGAGCCAAAAUAUACAGUCGCACAGCUUGUGUCCGCGUUUAAUAAGCACCAGGAGGUCGCCUCUAAGACCAGUUUGGAGGCGAUUAUGACCGAGAAGAGAGUCAAUGAAGUCACUUUCCCGACGGGAACGAAGGCUUUGCGGCUCUUCAUACCGGAUAUUAACAUCACUGAGAGCAAAAUCGUCAGGCGGAAGACAAGCUACAAGCCGCGAAAGAACUGGGAAAAAUUGAGAAAGAAAAAUGAGAAAAAUGAAGGGAUCUUGAAAAACUUUGUCGACUCCGGUAACGAAGAUGAGGAUGAGUUUAACGACGUCACUGCGAAUGACGAAGAGAAAAACAGUGAAAUUGCGAAGGAAGAAAAGGAGGAACAGCAGGUACAGCAAUCUUCUGAUCAGUGGUCGAGUUUACCACCCAUCGAAAUUAAUGGAGAUCCUGUUUUUGAGGAAAACGUGGUUCAAAAUAAUAUUGAUACGACAAUAGAUGAAAAAUAUAAGCGAUGCGUCAAAGAAGCUAAGAUGAAUGCAGUGGAGGCAACGAAUGACGAGCUUGCAAAAACGAUAUCGAACACAAUGAUGACUUCUACUCGCCAGAAAGAAAGACUGCCAAACUAUAUAUAUUCUGAACCUGCGUGCCAUAUUAAAGACGACUCUCAAGACUCAAUUAAGAAAACCGCUUCUAUGAUUGUGAAUGGUAAAGCGAACUCGAAAAUGCAGAAGACAGAUCGACCCAAGCCAACGUAUAAUACAGAAUGUGCCAAUGUAAAUUUAAAGGAUAUUUUGCAAAGGGUAGACAGUUUUCAGAACACUCCAAAGGAAAACUUGGAAAAUUUGAGGAAGAGGACAUCCAUUACCAAAAUAAUUUUAAACGACAGUUUGCCAUACGAUAAUCAUGAGAAGAACGAACGGGCCCGAAGCGAGCCACCUUCUACACUCGCGAUCAAUCCCAAAGAGGAAGAAGAUCAUAAAAUGAAAUUAAUAGUUCCACCUUCUUUCGUGAGGUCUUCCUCCUUGUCUAGUGAAAGCAGCUGCCCCACACCAUCCAGUGUGCAUUCGGACGCGAAUACUUCCUGGGAGGAUGUACAGAACACUACCUCGAGCGCGUCUUUGGAGAAAGAAGACUCAAGCAAAACUCGAAGAAAAAACGAAGUUCAACGAACUUCGAGCGAGGGAAGACACAAACAAUAUACAGAAGACAAAAGGCUUUGGGGUAGAGUCUGUACCGGAUCAUACAGUAGAGCGAUGGAGAAAUUUAGCAAAAAUAACGACGCGAACAGAAAGCCUGUUAGCCAAUUGAACGGAUUGCAACAGAACGAGAAGAUUAGAAGAAAGAGCAGUCCUGCCAUGCCGCAAUACAUCAAUCCGUAAAAAUAGACUUCUAUUUUACGAAGACUGAAUCUACAACUAGGCCCUACCUAAUUACAGUGACUCAGGCCGGAAAAGUCGAACGGAAUGUACGAUAUAAAUUUGUCUACUCUUUGAUUGACUGUUGACUGGCAACUUUAUUUCUGAAAUACUUCUACGAACCACAAUGCACGAGACUCGCCAUAGUAGUCUUGCCUUUAGACUGGACCAAACUGACGGACAAAUGAUUUGCAAGCGUGUGUCAUCAAAUUGUCUCUUGAAUGAGAAACAGUAAUCUGUCAUUAACAUCCCACUUGGGCGUCGCGCAAUCAAACAAGGCGAUUGAACGUGAUUGAUCGUCAUAGUCUUAUCCUUGAAUUAAUCUCCAUAUUGAGCGAUUCUCGACAGCUACUUUUUUUUCGAAGUGCGUAGUUUCGAUAGACACGUGGAUGCCAUGAGAUGAAGCGACUAAUUUCAACCAAAAAAUGGUAAUCUUCAGCGAACGGAAAAGGAAGUAUCGGUGUAGUCGAUUUGAAAUUGAAAUUAAAGAGGAAUUAAGUAGUAGAAAGCUGAGCUUAAUCUGUAUAUAAAAUGCGCAAUUGAAUACUGCAUUAAAAAAAAUUGCUCACAUACGAGAUUAUCUUUUUACGAUACAAUUUCUGCCUUUACUGAUUAUCUUCUACCUAACGUCUAAUCGUAAGUAGUUCAAUCAUGACGCAAUUGGUAAAUCAAGAAUGACAACUCAAUUAUAUUGUAGUACUUGUAGGUGUUUUAUUAAAAUCGGUAUAGCAACAUGCUACUUCGUUUAAAUUUUAAAUGAUUUUGGUAUUGAAUCUUGUAUCGAAGACAUCUCAAUAAAGACUUACCCGUUAAAUAA
Molecule: messenger RNA, 5097 nt
Organism: Ceratina calcarata
Lineage: Eukaryota; Metazoa; Arthropoda; Insecta; Hymenoptera; Apidae
Product: putative serine/threonine-protein kinase MARK-A
Exons: 8
Coding region: 669-4244 (1191 amino acids)
Biological process (GO): intracellular signal transduction; positive regulation of apoptotic process; protein phosphorylation
Cellular component (GO): nucleus
Molecular function (GO): ATP binding; protein serine/threonine kinase activity
Source: RefSeq, a predicted model, not a curated record